Molecule: messenger RNA, 3300 nt
Organism: Mobula hypostoma (lesser devil ray)
Lineage: Eukaryota; Metazoa; Chordata; Chondrichthyes; Myliobatiformes; Myliobatidae
Gene: ddx54
Product: DEAD (Asp-Glu-Ala-Asp) box polypeptide 54
Exons: 20
Coding region: 147-2705 (852 amino acids)
Cellular component (GO): nucleus
Molecular function (GO): RNA binding; ATP binding; RNA helicase activity
Source: RefSeq, a predicted model, not a curated record
UCCAGCUCCCCCCUCUUGUUCAACACGGGUUCUGUCGCCCAGUGACCUCUGACGUAGGCGCGGGUCGGGAACAUGGCGGCGCCGAGGGGGACUUGCUGACGAACGCGUGUUUCCACCGCCGGUUGGGUUUGAAUCUACGAGGGGCCAUGGCCCAGAAGAAGAAGCGACCAAACAAGCCCAGGAAGGCGCGCAUCCGCUCUCAUCGGUGGGACGUGGAGGUCGAGAGCGAUGGCGGCGAGUUCGAUUUGGUGCCUUCGAUAGAGGAGGAUGCGUCGGGUGUCGGCGAGCAGAAUGUCAAAUGUUUACCAAGCUUUCCUUCAGCUGAUUACCAGUCUGAUGUGGAACCCGACACUCGAGAGUUGGUCCGGGAACAGAAUAAGAAGAAGAAGAAAUCGGGGGGUUUUCAGUCCAUGGGUUUAAGCUUUCCUGUUUUUAAGGGUGUCAUGAAGAAAGGCUAUAAAGUGCCGACUCCAAUUCAGAGAAAGACAAUCCCGGUGAUACUCAAUGGAAAGGAUGUCGUUGCCAUGGCCAGGACCGGCAGCGGUAAGACUGCAGCAUUUCUUAUUCCGCUGUUUGAGCUGCUGAAGGUACAUUGUGCCCAGACAGGAGCAAGAGCUUUAAUUCUCAGCCCAACCAGGGAACUUGCAUUACAAACCAUGAAGUUCACAAAAGAGCUUGGGAAGUUUACUGGCUUCAAAACAGCAUUAAUCUUGGGUGGAGACAAAAUGGAAGAUCAAUUUGCAGCACUUCAUGAAAAUCCGGAUAUUAUAAUUGGCACACCAGGUCGAUUAAUGCAUGUGAUAGUGGAAAUGAACCUCAAGCUACAUAAUGUUGAAUAUGUGGUCUUUGAUGAAGCUGACAGAUUGUUUGAAAUGGGAUUUGCGGAGCAGUUACAAGAGAUUAUUCAGAGGUUGCCAGAAUCCAGACAAACCCUACUAUUCUCAGCCACAUUGCCCAAGCAGUUAGUGGAAUUUGCACGUGCUGGUUUGACGGAACCAGUACUAAUCCGACUGGAUGUAGAUACUAAACUGAAUGAUCAGUUACGGCUGGCAUUUUUUCAUGUGAGGUCUGAUGACAAGGCAUCUGUUCUGCUCUAUUUGCUAAGAAAUAUUAUAAAACCUCAAGAACAGACAGUUGUUUUUGCAGCUACCAAACAUCAUGUGGAAUACUUGAAAGAGCUAAUAACCAGACAGGGCAUUGAUUGUUCAUACAUCUAUAGUGCUCUGGAUCAAACAGCAAGAAAAAUCAACAUUGGGAAAUUUGUCCAUAGAAAAUGUAUGGUGAUGAUUGUUACUGAUGUUGCAGCUCGUGGUAUCGAUAUUCCCAUGUUGGAUAAUGUCAUAAACUACAAUUUCCCAUCCAAAGCUAAACUUUUCUUGCAUAGAGUCGGUCGAGUAGCGAGAGCUGGUAGAAAUGGCACUGCUUAUUCACUAAUAUCUCUGGAUGAAAUUCCAUAUGUUUAUGAUCUGCAUUUGUUCCUUGGACGACCUCUGAAAUUUGCAGGCCAGACCGAGAAUUCCGACGAUACAGAUGGAAUAUAUGGCAGAGUCCCUCAGAGUAUUAUAGAUGAUGAAGAAUCAUUACUUAUGGCAAAUCACAAAGCUUCAUUAGAUCUUCAAAAUCUGAAGAGAGUGUCAGAGAAUGCUUACAUUCAGUAUCUGAAAUCAAGACCACCUCCUUCUCCAGAGUCAAUAAAGAGAGUUAGAGAAUUGAACUUCAUGACAUUGGGCAUUCAUUCUUUAUUUGGUACUAACCUGGAAAAUACGGAACUUCAAAGACUGCAAGUUAUCGACAAUAUCAAAAAUUAUAAAGCAAAAUCCACUAUUUUUGAAAUAAAUCCUACAAACAAGAGCACGGCAAGUGAAAUCAUGAGGAUGACACGAAAUAAGCAGCAACACAUAAUCCAGAAGUUUCAAAAGUUGAAAGAAGAGAAGCAAACAAGUGCCUCCAGGAGCGUGCCAAGCCCAAAGGAUCCCUCUGCUGGGCAGGAGGCUGAUGAUGACAACAUUGAGAUCGUGUUCUCGGAAGUUGUGGGAAGGAAGACAAAGAAUAAAGAACCCUCUGAUCACGUGCCCAGAAAGAGGAAAGAGUGCAGCAAGGAUGAUCAGUUUUACAUUCCUUAUCAACCAAAGGACUUCAAUUCUGAAAGAGGGUUAAGCUUAAGUGGGGAAGGUACCACCUUUGAGCAGCAGGCAUCUGGUGCUGUGUUGGACUUGAUGGGGGAUGAAACAGAAGAUAUGAAAAAGCAGAAACAAUUGCUGAAAUGGGACCGCAAAAGAAAGCGAUUUAUCAGGGACACUGGCAAACAAAAUAAGAAAAUAAAGACUGAAAGUGGACAAUACAUCAAUGCUUCAUAUAAAAAGAACAUUUAUGAAGAAUGGAAGAAGAAGUAUAAGAUAGAUGAACGAGUAUCCGAUGACGAAGCUGAAAAUGAGAAUAGUAAUCACAGGGGCAAGAAAAGUGGCUAUGGUGGAAGAAGAAACUCGCGGUCUUUCUCAAGAAAACCACGUCAGCAACAUGGAGUACGCUCAGAGCUUAAGACCAAAGCUGAAAUACUUAAGGAAAGAAGGAGAAAGGAAAAAAUGCAAUUCCUGCAACGGGGAGGAAUGAAGAAGUUCAAGAAGAAUCGGCAACAUGUGAGAGAAAUGAAGACCAUGGCAUUUGGCAGAGGGAAAGGGAAAGGGAAAAUGAGGAAAAAAAUGUGAUACAGAAAUGCACUAUACUAUUUUUGCCAUUUACAAUAAUAAUGUGGUUCUGGCUAAAAUUAGCUGAAGUCCACUUUGCCUUCCCUUUAUAUGUGCUGGUUAUGGAAUGGAAGUUUAUUUAGAAUGGAAAAAGGUAAUGAUACCUGAAGACUGUUUGAAGAUAUUGAUUUUUAUACAAUCUGCAGCAUAAAGACUGUUUAUAAUGAAGAUUGUUUUAUAUGAAGUCUACUUUCUUCAUCAAAAUAUCUCAGAAUUACUAUAGUCCAAAGACAGACAUUAUGCACAUUUAAUAAAGAUAGCUCAGAAUUUUUGGGGGUUUCUUUUUUAAAAUAAAUACCUUCUCAAUUAUAUGGUGAAAGACGUUUUAUUCAAACCAUUUUGUUCCUUUACUAAACUAUGAAAUUAUAUUAUUAAUGAGGGUGUCAAAUGCUGUCAUGAAAAUCCCCAAGUGUGUGUCCAUUGUGAAUUGUGUGAAAAGUUAUUAAAAUUAUGCAACUAAACAAAAGUAUCUCUGGGCUAAAUUUUGCAAGUCCGAUUUUUUGUCCUCUGCCUUCUGUCUCCUCUUUUUUUCCCCCACCCCUCCCCAAACCCCCAA